AUGAGCCAGAACGUUCAAGAAGUCACUGCUCGGGCAGUGGAGGCGUGUCAACGUGGCAGCAUUGAUGCUUUGGAAGCGGCUCUGAAAGAAGGCGUGCAACCAAAUGCCACGGAUGCUGAUGGUUGCUCUUUGCUGCAUUGGGCUGCCAUAAACAAUCGUUUGGAUAUUAUUCAAAGGCUGCUCGAACUUGGUGCAGAUCCGAAUGUGGUCGGUGGGCUACUUGUGUCAUCGCCGUUACAUUGGGCUGCACGUGUGGGACAUAGCAACAGUGCGGCACUGCUUGUUAAAGCAGGUGCUGUAGCUAAUGUACGUGACACACAAGGAUAUGCCCCUAUCCAUCUAGCCGUACAAACUAACCAGUCGACACUCGUUGCAUAUCUUCUGGAGAAGUUUGACUAUUGCAAAGAUAUAACGGACAAUAGUGGAAUGACACCAGUCAUGUGGGCGGCAUAUCGUACCUUUGGAAUGUUUCCAAUCCGGUUACUAGUCAGAGCCGGAGCAAAUCUGAAUGCUCAAGAGCAUCUAUCUGGCAACACUGCGCUCCACAUAGCAGCACAGGAGAGAAAUUAUUGUUCCGUAAGAGAGUUACUAGCGGGUAACGCGGAUCUUCUCCUGCGUAAUAAACAGCAAGAGACACCUAUGGAUAUUGCAAGGAACAUGAGGAAUCACAAGAUCAUAGGUAUGCUGGAGGAAGCAAUGGUAUCUCGUGGAAAAACGCCGGCGAAGUGUAAAGCUUGUAGGACGGUUUUUACAAAGAGAGUCACUCAUUCGUUGGAAUUCUUCAUCCCCGGUCUAGUUCUGGCUUCGAUCGCGUUGAUGUUUCAUUUAUUCCACUAUAUGGUAGUCGGUGCUAUUCUUGUUCUGGGUUUCAUAGCCUUGCAAUGUGUUAGCAAAUUUGAUUUCCACACUGCUUCGAAAAGUCUCGUUCCCGUCGGAAUUUGCGUUGCUGAGCCUGUAUGUAUGGUCCUCACCUGGUGCUUUUCUUUGCAUUAUUUCGUUUCCUGGUAUCUACAAAUCGCGUUCGUUCUGGUCAUGUGCACUUUAUUCUGGUCACUUUAUAAGAUCAUAUUCUCUAAUCCCGGUGUUAUCGAACCAAGGGAGGACGCACGAACUCAAUUUGUGAAUAUGCUUGAGCACUGUGAACGUGUCAAUUUCUGCUUCACAUGUUGGGUCAACAAGCCAAAGCGAGCGAAACACUGCAGUGUUUGUGACAGAUGCGUCAUGGAUUUUGACCACCAUUGUCCAUGGCUUCAUCAGUGUAUAACGAUUCGCAAUCUCCGCAUGUUCCUUUUAUUUGUCGCAUGUGUGGCCGUGUCGGCGGGAAUCUUUUCCUAUGCAUGCGGCCACCUUAUAUAUACGAGAAUUGUCAGGAUCAAUCCAGGAGACACGCCAUAUAGAUUAUUGGCAAUCGCUGAUGGUAUUUUCAAGUCUAGCAGUUGGCUCUUAUUCUGUCUCACUUUAGCAUUUUUCCAUGCAAUCAUGCUGACGGCAUUAUUAGUCAACCAGUGUAUACAGAUUUCUGAAAACCUAAGCACUAUGGAUCGCAUCCGGAUUAGUCGUGGGCAUCACUACACUCCCGUAAAUGCAGAGUCAGCCGACAACCCAGUUGAGCCAGCCCUGACAUUUUCCACCCGUCUACGAAAUGUCGCCGAUUUCUGCAUCGACAGUUUCUGAGUUAUUCUUCAGGUCAUACGUUCGAGUAUCGUUUGUGUGCUAAAGUGUGUUUGCCGCGUUCUUUGUACCUCCUGACCAUAUGUUCACAAUCUCUUACAGGAUCUUUGCUACUUAUAUAGGUUUUUUGAAUUUGUGGUCCAAAGUUUCGCUUGCGCAAAUUUUAUCAGUUUAGAAUCGAUACUGAGAGUGCGCUCACCACAGGUAUCUUGAUGUAGUAAGUUUGCAUAGAGAUAUAGUUCCAUUUCCAAUUAUAAAUCCACUAUGGUUGUGGAUGCAAUAAGCCUUUGCUUAGCACAGCUUGCUAUCCUAUUCAUUUCGGUAAAAAAAAUGCAAGCUAUCAUUUCCGUGCCAGUAUAUCAUGUAAGUCAGUGAGCAUUUUGCGAAUGUUUUUUUUUUCUAGAUCCUACCAGCUUUAACCAUUCAAUGGUGUCUGAUUAGCUGUUGAUUUAUCCGCUCAAAUACCGCGCAGCUUCUCAAAUGCUGCGGUUAUAUUCACUUAAGAUUUUACGUUGUUUUUGUUGUUCUCGACACAACAUAUUUUUGAGCAAUUUUUGUUGGAUUUGAUUGUUCUGGCAUGUCCUGCUGUUCUUCUUUCUGUAUAGCGAUUUUAAAGAAGAGCACAUAUUUCACUUUUUCUGUCGUGAUAUUUUUUGACUAGUUGACGAUUUACUUCGCCAUGGGUUCUGUACUGUAUAGUUAUUUGAUCUCUUUCCUCUCCGAUAAACCGAUUCAGCAAUCGUGAUGUAGUAAAUUAGUG
This is a messenger RNA of Cylicocyclus nassatus, 2431 nucleotides long. NCBI's taxonomy places the organism in Eukaryota, Metazoa, Nematoda, Chromadorea, Rhabditida, Strongylidae. The record is from the annotation of a GenBank genome assembly.